CAGAUCACAGCUCUCUUAAAUACCCAAUACAAUGAUUUAUGCAAUACAGAAUGCAAAAAAGACGAGAAAGUAGUCUGAGCCGGAGUUAACUGUACAGAUUUUAUUUAUUUUGGAAAUUGUUACCAAAGACGCAUUUCCUUGCCUUAACUGCGCUGAAAACUGUUCAUGUUUUUGCUCAUUGACAAUGAUGAAAAUUCUUAUCGCACUGAAGAAUCAAACGAAUAUGUGACUAACAACAUUGCUGGAACUAGUCAGCCUACUAACUCUGAGGAGAAUUGUGGAAAAUAUAUUACAAGUAAAACUUUUUCACGUUGUGUAGCUGAAAAAAAAAUAGAGGAAGUGGUUUUGCUAAACCACUAAACUGGAAGGGAAAUCACGAACCCAGUCACUUGUCCAUACCAACACCGGACCAAUGCCUAAUCUGAAAAGCAACAGUGGAGAUGAAUCAUAUAGCUGCAAACAAUUAGGGAAGAGCUUCAAAUCAAAGCGGAAUUUAAACAGGCAUAUGCGGAUUCCUCCAAGAGAUAAACCCUAUAUUUGUAAACAAUGUGGAAAAUGUGUUUCACGAUUAUCUAAUUUACGAGAGCAUGAGCGAACUCACACUGGCGAAAAACCUUAUGCUUGUAAACAUUGUGGAAAGGAUUUUUCACAAUUAUCUAGUUUACUUAGGCACGAGCUAAGUCAUACUGGAGAGAAACCUCAUAUAUGUAAACAAUGUGGAAAGUGUUUUUCUCGAUUAUCUCAUUUACAGAGGCAUGGAAGAACUCAUACUGGAGAAAAACCUUAUAUUUGUAAUCAAUGUGGAAAGUGUUUUACGCGAUUAUCUCAUUUACAAGGGCAUAAGCGAACUCAUUGCGGCAAAAAACCUGGUGCCUCUAAUCAUGUUUGUGAAUAUUGUGGAAAGUGUUUUACGGAGUCAUCUAAUUUACAUGUGCACAAGAGAACUCAUACUGGAAAGAAACCGUUCGUUUGUGAACAAUGUGGAAAGAGUUUUUCACAAAUAUCUAUUUUACGAGCGCAUGAACGAACUCAUACUGGAGAGAAACCAUUUGUAAACAAUGGAAAGAGUUUUUCACAAUUAUCUGGUUUACAAGCGCAUGAACGAACUCAUACUGGAGAGAAACCAUAUUCUUGUAAACAAUGCGAAAAGUGGUUUUCAUAUUCAUCUGCUUUAUCAAUACAUGAGCGAACUCACACUGGGGAAAAACCUUUCAUUUGUGAACAAUGUGGAAAAAGUUUUACAUCAUCUAGUUUACUUGUGCACAAGAGAACUCAUACUGGAAAGAAACCUUUCGUUUGUAAACAAUGUGGAAAGAGUUUUUCACAAUUAUCUAAUUUACGAGCGCAUGAACGAACUCAUACUGGGGAGAAACCUCAUGUUUGUAAACACUGUGGAAAGAGUUUACAAUUAUCUGAUUUACAAGCGCAUGAACGAACUCAUACUGGAGAGAAACCUUAUGUUUGUAUACAAUGUGGAAAGGCUUUCUCACGAUCAUCCACUUUAUCUGAACAUGAGAGAAUUCAUACUGGAGAGAAACCACAUAUUUGUAAACAAUGUGGAAAAAGUUUUUCACAAUUAUCUAAUUUACAUGUGCAUGAACGAACUCAUACUGGAGAGAAACCUUAUGUUUGUAAAGAAUGUGGUAAGCAUUUUGCACAUUUAUCCACUUUGCAUGCCCAUGAGCGAAGACAUACUUGAAAGAAUCCAAAUUACGUUGGUAUGAGCAAACCUAACUGUGUAAACAAUGUGUGAUGCGCUUUUUGAAUAGACUGCGUUUACAAAAACAACAUAGGCAGGAAAACAACAGUUUGUGUGGGUUCCUUACAUAUUGGAUCGUUUGGAAGAAGUUUUCCUUAUAUUUAACCUAAUCAUAAUGCAGAUAUAAGCUACUCAUAUUCUUUUGAAAUUUUGAUUGAAUUUAAAAAUAAAUAGUUUAAAAAGUCAAAACUUUGGAAAUGUUUUACGAGUUUUAAAAUAUAUUCUGCCAUAUUCAUUCGUGCGUUUGGCUUUAUAUUAAGAGAAUAAUAAAUGAGAGAAAGCAAUAUUUUAAAAGUUCAGUUUUUCGUUUUAAUUUUGUUCAGGAGAUUUUUAAAGUAAGAUCUUGAACAAUUAGCCAAACACGGCAAUGAUAAUCCAAUUCGGAUUUUACCAGAUGAUGCUAGCUUUAGUUAUCAGAUAAGUCAAUUUCAAUAUAUUUUUUUCGUUUGUUUUUGUAUAAAUUUUUGUACAUACAUGUUGUAAUUUUAUUUUGUAACACCAUAAUUCGAUAACAUUGGGGCGGAAUUUCUCAACUUAAACUCACAUAUGUCAGAUGACUAAUUUUUUUUUUUUUGAAAGUUUGAAAUUAACCGAUGAGAUUAAAUAUUUUUCAUUUAAUGUGGACAAUGUGAUAUUUAUUGUGUGGGUUCCUUACAUAUUGGAUCGUUUGGAAGAAGUUUUCCUUAUAUUUAACCUAAUCAUAAUGCAGGUAUAAGCUACUCAUAUUCUUUUGAAAUUUUGAUUGAAUUUAAAAAUAAAUAGUUUAAAAAGUCAAAACUUUGGAAAUGUUUUACGAGUUUUAAAAUAUAUUCUGCCAUAUUCAUUCGUGCGUUUGGCUUUAUAUUAAGAGAAAAAUAAAUGAGAGAAAAGCAAUAUUUUUAAAGUUCAGUUUUUCGUUUUAAUUUUGUUCAGGAGAUUUUUUAAAGUAAGAUCUUGAACAAUUAGCCAAACACGGCAAUGAUAAUCCAAUUCGGAUUUUACCAGAUGAUGCUAGCUUUAGUUAUCAGAUAAGUCAAUUUCAAUAUAUUUUUUUCAUUUGUUUUUGUAUAAAUUUUUGUACAUACAUGUUGUAAUUUUAUUUUGUAACACCAUAAUUCGAUAACAUUGGGGCGGAAUUUCUCAACUUAAACUCACAUAUGUCAGAUGACUAUUUUUUUUAUUUUGAAAGUUUGAAAUUAACCGAUGAGAUUAAAUAUUUUUCAUUUAAUGUGGACAAUGUGAUAUUUAUUGUGCUUUGAAAACUGGGAGUGUUAAUGAUCAAAUGCUAAUGACGGUAACAUAAUGAAGGACUAGGGACGGAAGUGUAUAUGGCAGUGGUUCUCGAA
Molecule: messenger RNA, 3084 nt
Organism: Styela clava
Lineage: Eukaryota; Metazoa; Chordata; Ascidiacea; Stolidobranchia; Styelidae
Source: RefSeq, a predicted model, not a curated record